CUCAGCCAGACGCUGCGGGCACCGGGUCGGACAGCCCCAGCCUAGCCUGGCACCAUGGCCAGCAUCAAACAGCGAGAUCAGGCCUGGAUCCCCAAACGCUUCAAGAAGAAAACCUGCACGACCUACGUUGAGGAUCCACGGGACACGGGUGCCCCCCCUCAGUGCCAGUGUGGGAGCCCCCGGGCCGAGCACGUCUCUGUGGCCGUGGAAGACGCCUUCGGGACGGCCAUCGUCAGCAAAUGGGACUCAGACCAGCACACUACAGAGGGGCCCACGGACGCCUUCGGGGAGCUGGAGUUCGUGGGGGCUGGUGGCAAACCCAGCAAGUUCAUCCGCCUGUCAGACUCCUCAGACCCUGCGCUCGCCUACAAGUUGGUGACCGAACACUGGAAAAUCUCACCUCCCAACCUGGUAGUGUCAGUCGUUGGGGGCGACGGGGAGGCCCCCGUCCGGGCCUGGCUCCGGGACCUGCUGCGUAAGGGGCUGGUGAAGGCAGCACAAAGCACAGGUGCGUGGAUCAUGACCGGGGGGCUGCAGGCCGGGAUUGGGCAAUAUGUUGGGGAGGCCGUCCGGGACCACAGCACAGCCAGCACCAGCCCCUGCGCCCGCGUGGUGGCCAUGGGGAUUGCUCCCUGGGGCGUCGUCGCCAACCGCGAGGCUCUCGUCAACCCCAAGGGCUCGUUCCCUGCCCGCUAUGCCCGGGUGUCCGCCGCGGACACCGCCCGCCCCCUGGACAGUAACCACUCGCUCUUCUUCCUGGUGGACGACGGCUCUCGGGGGCACUCGGGGGGCGAGAGCCGCUUCCGUGCCCACCUGGAGAAACACAUCGCCCAGCAGAGGGUGGGGGCCGGUGGAACUGGCAGCAUCGAGAUCCCCGUGCUAGUCAUGGUCAUUGGGGGCGACGCCUCCAUGGUCACGCGCAUAUGGGAGGCCGCCGAGGCGAACAUCCCCUGCCUGCUGGUGGGGGGCUCCGGGGGGGCGGCCGACUGCCUGGCCCAGAUCCUGCAGGACACGCAGAGGGACCAGGCAAGCCGGGUACUGAUCCAGGAGAAGCUGCAGGGACGCUUCCCACUCGCUGAGGUGCCAGGCCUGGCCGAGCAGGUGGAGCGGAUUCUGGUGCUGCGGGACCUGGUCAGUGUCUAUUUGGACGAGGACGGGCUGGAGGAGUUUGAGACGGUGCUGCUCAAAGCCCUGGUCAGAGGCGAUCACCUGACUGGUGAGGCCACCCAGUACCUGGAUGAGCUGCGUCUGGCUGUGGCCUGGAACCGCGUGGACAUCGCCAGCUCCAAGCUCUUCUGUGGAGACAUCCAGUGGGAGAACGGGCUGAUCUGGGUGAGUUCUGACCUGGGAGCGUGUGCUGUCAAGCGGUACCGGGCGUCCCCGAGGCCUCGCUGUGCAAUCAGUCUGGUAGCGGGCGCCAGAGAAGACUCCAUUGCUGGACAGGGACACCCACUUUACCCGGCAGCCAGCGCACCCGAAACCCCUGGCCGACCUCUUCAUCUUGGGGCCGUGCUUGCUGAACGGGCGAUGAUGGUCAUGUACUUGCUGGGAGAUGGCGUGUUUGGCGAGUGCUACGGGAACAGCGAGUCUCGGGCCUCCCAGCUCCUCGUGCGUCGCUCCCGCCUCUGGGGCGGCGCCACCUGCCUGCAGCUCGCCUGGCUGGCCGAGGCCCGGUGCUUCUUCGCCCACGACGGGGUGCAGGCGCUGCUGACUCAGAACUGGUGGGGCGAGAUGGAAGGGUCCACGCCCGUCUGGAAACUCCUCCUCACCUUCUUCUGCCCCCCCCUCAUCUUCACCCACCUCAUCACCUUCAGGGCAAUGGAGGAGGAUCAGGAGCAGGAGAAGCCCCACACCCUGGAGCUAGAGAACCUGAACACUGACGGGAAAUGCCCCAUGGAGGAGAUCCUGACGGGGUCGGCGUCCUCGCUGAGCUCCCCCCCGCGGCCGGGCCGGGCCUGGCUCUGGCGCUGGCGCCGGUUCUGGGGGGCGCCGGUGACGGCCUUCCUGGGCAACGUGGUGAUGUACCUGCUUUUCCUGCUGCUCUUCUCCUACGUGCUGCUGCUGGACUUCGCGCCCCCCCUGCCCGACGGCCCCAGCGCCUCUGAGGUCCUGCUGUACAUCUGGGUCUUCACCCUGCUGUGCGAGGAGCUGCGCCAGGGCUGCUUCACUGGGCACCAGCCGCUGGCCCAGCGCGUCCGCGCCUACAUGCAGGACCCCUGGAACGAGUUCGACCUGACUGCCCUGGGGCUCUUCCUGCUGGGGGCUGUCUGCCGGAUGUUCCCCAGGAGCUACGCGUCGGGGCGCACCGUGCUCUGCCUGGAUUUCAUGGUCUUUACCCUGCGACUCAUCCACAUCUUCGCUGUCAACAAGCAGCUGGGUCCCAAAAUGAUCAUUGUGGGCAAGAUGAUGAAGGACGUCUUCCUCUUCCUCUUCUUCCUGGCUGUCUGGCUGGUGGCCUACGGGGUGACGACCGAGGGGCUGCUGCACCCCAGUGACCAGCGCCUGGCCUGGAUCUUCCGCCGCGUCUUCUACCGGCCCUAUCUGCAGAUCUUCGGCCAGAUCCCGCUCAACGAGAUCGAUGCGGCGCUGAUCGCGGCGUCGAACUGCACGGACAACCCGGUGGAGAUCCUGAUGGAGCAGGCCGAGCCCUGCACGAACACCUAUGCCAACUGGCUGGUGCUGAUUCUCCUCGUCAUCUUCCUCCUGGUCGCCAACAUCCUGCUCCUCAACCUGCUCAUCGCCAUGUUCAGUUACACCUUUGCCAAAGUGCAGGGCAACAGCGACACCUACUGGAAGUCGCAGCGUUACAGCCUGAUCCUGGAGUAUCACAACCGGCCGGCGCUGCCCCCCCCCUUCAUCAUCAUCAGCCACCUGCGCCAGCUGCUGCUCCACCGGGCCCGGGGGGGCUCUGCCAAGAGCCGCCACUUCGCUCGGGACCUGUCCCCGGACUGA
Chelonoidis abingdonii (Abingdon island giant tortoise) is the source of this 2952-nucleotide messenger RNA. The record is from RefSeq and is a predicted model, not a curated record. Lineage: Eukaryota; Metazoa; Chordata; Testudines; Testudinidae.